Saccostrea cuccullata (small rock oyster) is the source of this 1716-nucleotide messenger RNA. RefSeq lists its product as uncharacterized. The coding region runs from base 1 to 1716 and encodes 571 amino acids. The record is from RefSeq and is a predicted model, not a curated record. Gene Ontology annotation, molecular function: nucleic acid binding. Gene Ontology annotation, biological process: DNA integration. NCBI's taxonomy places the organism in Eukaryota, Metazoa, Mollusca, Bivalvia, Ostreida, Ostreidae. The transcript has a single exon.
AUGAUUGUUGAUGCAAGUCCCGUAGGACUUGGUGCGUUAUUAACACAAGAAGGCAAAGUCAUAUCGUACGGAAGUCGUGCGUUAAAUGAUGUGGAAACUCGAUACUCACAAACUGAGCGCGAGGCACUGGCAGUUGUCUGGGGAUGUGAGCAUUUUCAUCUGUAUUUGUUUGGACAAGAUUUCAAAGUCAUUAGCGAUCACAAACCAUUGGAAGCGAUUUUUAAUAAUCCGCACUCAAAGCCUCCUGCGAGAAUAGAGAGAUGGCGAUUAAAACUGCAACCAUAUCAUUUUAGGCUACAGUAUCGUCCAGGGAAAACAAAUGCAGCAGAUUACAUGUCCAGGCAUCCGCCUAAAUCAACACAGAUUAACAGUCUGUCAGACAUCGCUGAGGAAUACGUUAAUUACGUAACAGAGAAUGCCGUACCAAAAACUUUGACCUUAGCCGAAAUCAGUUAUGAAACCCAAAAAGAUCCUAUCCUUCAACGAGUAAUUGAAGCAAUCAUUUCCGAGAAAAAGAUUCCAGAAUCUAAAGUCCUCGAUAAAACAAUUGAAACUUUUAGACGAAGGCAAAAUGAACUAACUUUGCACCGAGACGGAAACCACAGCGUUCUACUCAUCGAAAACAGGUUGGUCAUUCCUAGACCAUUACAACAAACGGUUAUCAAAUUAGCGCAUGAAGGUCAUCAGGGGAUAGUCCGUACUAAACAGCUACUCAGAGAAAAGGUUUGGUUUGUCAACAUAGAUAAGCAAGUAGAAGAAUUCUGUAAAGGAUGCAUUCCCUGUCAAGCAUCAGUACCAGGACAAAAGUACACACCAUUGAAGAUGUCACCCCUACCCAACCGACCGUGGUCUGAGGUCAGCAUGGAUUUCUGUGGACCAUUUCCGUCCGGAUACUACCUAAUGGUCGUUAUCGAUGACUACUCCAGAUACCCUGUUGUCGAAAGUCUAUCAAAAUUAACAGCAAAGGCUGUCAUACCGAAACUUGACAACGUUUUCGCCUUAUUUGGAAUUCCAGAUGUAGUCAAAACCGACAAUGGACCUCCGUUUAACGGAUCACUCUUCAAGGAGUUCGCAAAACAUCUAGGAUUUCAACAUAGAAAGAUUACACCGUUAUGGCCACAAGCAAAUGGAGAAGCGGAACGAUUCAUGAAGACCAUUGGAAAAGCGAUUCGAGCCGCAGAUGCAGAACACAGAAGCUGGAAACAAGAGUUAUACAGUUUUUUGCGCAACUAUAGGGCGACGCCACAUGCAACAACAAGCGCAACACCCGCGGAAUUACUACUAGGGAGAAAAUUAAAAACAAGAAUUCCCGAGAUUAUUCCAUCAUUCAAAAACACGGAAAUAUCACGUAAAGAUAAAAAAGAAAAAGAAAAAAUGAAGAGGUAUGCAGACAUUAAAAGAGGAGCACUGGAUCAUAAGUUGCAGCCGGGAGACAAAGUUCUUGUAAAACAACAAAAACAGGACAAACUAUCAACUCCAUACAGUCCCGAGCCGUACGAAGUAAUUAAACAAGAAGGCUCUAUGAUAACCGCUAAGAAUGAUAACAAAGAAGUCACCAGAAACGCAUCAUUCUUCAAGAAAAUUAAAGAAAACGAAAGGUCAUCCGAGGUACCAGACGAUUCGAGUGAUGAAUUAAUUACUGCACAGCCGGAGCCUAGACGUUCAACUCGCGAGCGCAGACCACCAGCGCAUUUGAAAGAUUACGUGUGCGCAUAG